Oncorhynchus tshawytscha (Chinook salmon) is the source of this 8061-nucleotide messenger RNA. It is a transcript of the gene fubp1, whose product is annotated as far upstream element (FUSE) binding protein 1. The transcript has 18 exons. Gene Ontology annotation, molecular function: mRNA binding. Gene Ontology annotation, biological process: regulation of DNA-templated transcription. The record is from RefSeq and is a predicted model, not a curated record. The coding region runs from base 68 to 2140 and encodes 690 amino acids. Lineage: Eukaryota; Metazoa; Chordata; Actinopteri; Salmoniformes; Salmonidae. Gene Ontology annotation, cellular component: cytoplasm; nucleus.
GACUCUUUUUCAACGAGAACGGCCAUCUUCUCUCUCCGGGCUUGAGAAGACAAGUGUUACAACAGAUAUGGCUGACUACUCGAACGUGGCUCCGCCGUCGGGAAAUGGCGCCGGAAUGAACGACGCUUUUAAAGACGCACUUCAGCGAGCUAGACAGAUCGCCGCUAAGAUUGGUGGUGACGGCGUUCCCGCGGCGCCCUCGGGUAAUGAGUUUGGCUACGGAGGCCAGAAGCGACCCCUAGAAGACGCCGAUGACUGUUGGACCAGUCUAAACAGUAGAACCCACCGGGAAGGGAUGAACUCUCCUUUCUCAGACCAACCAGAGACCAAGAAGGUGGCACCGAAUGACCCGUUCUCAGCAGCGAUGGGAAUGGGAGGAAUGGGAGGUGGUGGACCACGGUCGUCAUCAGAGGAGUUCAAGGUUCCUGACGGGAUGGUUGGAUUCAUUAUUGGAAGAGGAGGAGAACAGAUAUCCCGCAUGCAGCAAGAGUCGGGAUGCAAAAUCCAGAUCGCCCCCGACAGUGGAGGAAUGCCUGAUAGGUCAGUCACACUGACAGGAUCCCCAGACUCAAUACAAGCUGCUAAGAGGCUGCUGACGGAGAUCGUUGAUAAGGGUCGUCCUACUCCAGCCUUCCACCACAACGACGCCGGUGGCCCCGGUAUGUCUGUCCAGGAGAUGCUGGUCCCUGCCUCCAAGGCUGGCCUGGUCAUCGGGAAGGGGGGAGAGACCAUCAAACAGCUGCAGGAGAGGGCCGGGGUCAAGAUGGUGAUGAUCCAGGAAGGGCCUCAGAACACAGGAGCAGACAAACCUCUACGCAUCUCUGGGGAACCUUUUAAAGUCCAGCAAGCCAAAGACAUGGUGAUGGAGCUGAUCAGAGAGCAGGGCUUCAGGGAGCAGAGAGGAGAGUAUGGCUCCAGGAUGGGUGGCGGCGGAGGAGGUGAGGGCCUCGAUGUUCCUGUCCCCAGGUUUGCGGUAGGAAUCGUGAUCGGGAGAAACGGAGAGAUGAUCAAGAAGAUCCAGAGCGACACAGGAGUCAGGAUCCAGUUCAAACCAGACGACGGCAGUACCCCGGAGAGGAUAGCCCAGAUCGUGGGUCCUCCUGAGCAGUCCCAGCAUGCAGCAGAGAUAAUCUCUGACCUUUUGAGGAGUGUCCAGCAGGGGGGGCCGGGCGGUCCUAACGGAGGGGGCAGGGGUAGAGGCAGGGGGGGUAACGGGGGUGGUAACUGGAACAUGGGUCCUCCAGGAGGAUUGCAGGAGUUCACCUUCACCGUCCCUACCAUGAAGACUGGACUCAUCAUCGGCAAAGGAGGAGAGACCAUCAAGGGCAUCAGUCAGCAGUCUGGAGCGCGUAUUGAGCUCCAGAGAAAUCCUCCCCCCAACUCCGACCCCAACAUUAAGAUGUUCACCGUCCGAGGAUCUCAUCAACAGAUAGACUACGCUCGGCAGCUGGUCGAGGAGAAGAUCGGGGGUCCAGUCAGUCCAAUGGGUGGUCCCCAAGGUCCUCCAGGCCCCCACGGAGGUCCGUCUCCCCACGGCCCCCCCGGUCCUCCUGGGCACCCUGCUCAGAUGGGCCCCUACAACCCCGGCCCCUACAACCAGGGACCACCAGGACCACAUGGUCCUCCGGCUCCCUACCAGCCUCAGGGUUGGGGCAACGGCUUCCCUCACUGGCAGCAAGGACAGCCUGAUCCUGGUAAAGCUGCAGCUGAUGCCAACGCAGCGGCCUGGGCAGCGUAUUACUCCCAGUACCAGCAGCAACCCCAGGCCCCCAUGACGCCCACCGGCGGUGCCCCUGGCACCACACAGGCCAACGGGCAAGGUGACCCCAAGGGACCUGGGCAUACUGGGCAGGCCGAUUACUCCAAGGCCUGGGAGGAAUAUUACAAGAAAAUGGGGCAGCAAAGUCAGCAACCACAGGACUACACCAAGGCCUGGGAGGAGUACUACAAGAAACAAGGUCAAGCGGCCCCUCAGGCGGGAGCAGCACCAGGUGGUCAGCCAGCCGGUCAGCCAGCCGGUCAGCCGGACUACAGUGCUGCCUGGGCAGAGUACUACCGUCAGCAGGCUGCUUACUACGGACAGGGCAGCCCACAGGCCAUGGGGGCACAGCCACAAGCACCUCAGGUACACCCCCAGUAAGACUUGUACCGUCCUACCCCCGGUUCCCGUUGUCUCCUCGCACCACCCUUGUUUGACUUCUCCACUAUUUUUUGUUUCCUGUAUUGUCUGUCGUGUCUUAAAAAAAAAAAAAUGGCCGCUGUGACUGUAGCCCUCAUUUCAACUCCCUUGCUGUGUUUUUUUUAUUUUUAUAAAGCCCUGUCUCUAGCUCGUCUGUUUUUGUCGUUAACCCCGUUCCUUCCUCAAGGUGUUCUAGGGGGGAAGCAGAGGAGUCGGUGUGGCCCGCGAGAAGAAACUAAAGCUAGUUACUCUUCCCUCUUUUUUUUACAUUUUAAAACAGGGUUAAUAUGAUGUAUGGAGAUGCUGCGUCCGUGGGUUCUGCUGUUAACAUGGCCUGUGUUUCUAUGUAUUUCUUCUGCACAGGGCCAGUAAUGUGAAGUGGACAUAAAGUAAAUGCGACAUUGUGGAAACAAAAACCCUUUGUUAAAUGUGUUGGAUGGUGCAGAUGCCUUGAAGAUCUUAAUUUCCCCCUUUGGUUGGUUGUUUUCAAGUGUUUCACAAUAAUGUGAUGGCAGCAGUCUACCCGGAGACACAAACCCUUCAUCCUUUGCUAUCUUUUUGGUUUUUCUACUUUUUUUUCCCCUUGUAAAUGAACGGUUUUGGGUUUUUAGUGAGGUAAUUAUAUGUUCAUUCCAGCCCCAUGUAUCUUCAUGCUAUGUGGUUCAAGAGCUCCUGUUAUUUAGCUAGUUUACCAUGGAAAAUCAUCUCCGUUUUUAAAUAAUAUGCCUGUUGUGUUUUGCAAUAAAACUAAGUGAAACCUCCUGUGUUGGUAAGUUGGGUUGGUAAUAACUAUUACAAUUUGAACUCUACUUCAAAUCGUGUACUUUUUUUUGUGUUAUUUUGUUUUACAAUGUUCAGUUUCUCUCCAACUCUACACAGCUCCUGGUAACUUAGUACAAUGUUUUUAGAUGUGUCCUUCACUCUGACUUUUUGACUGGGGGGGGGGCUAGUUUCGGUGUUCCCCAAGGUUCUGUUUUAGGACCACUAUUGAAUAGAAUAAUUUACCUGUCUUUACUCUUGGUUAUAUUAGUCUUUGUUUUUUCCCCCUACCUCUCCGCCUGUAUUACAGGACUAGACUGAUGUUUCUUAUACCAUAAUGUAGUAUUAGUGGCAUAAUGUUAUGAUACAUCUGGACUCAUGCAUUACCCGAAGUGUUUGGUUGUUGUGGCAUCUCUGUCAAACAACUGAUCGAAUCUUGUCUGUUAUAUUGACUGGCUGGUUGAGAAUGAAAUGGUACCCUAUUUCCUGUUUAGUGCACAAGGCUCCCUUAAAUUUAGUGCUCUAUAUAGGGAAUAGGGUGUCGCCAUUGGAGACAUCCUGAAGCCGACUUUGUUGAGGUAACGUUAGUGUGCUGCAUUGUUUUCAUAUAAAAAGAGUAACUUCCUCCUUCACAGCCAAGCUUAGACAAGCGGUAAGCAAAGCAAGUGUAUAUAUAUAUAUAUAUGGAGAGAGAAAUAAUUUAAUCCGAAAUGUUCCUCAGAAAAUGUGACUCUCACUGUCGACAUGUUGCUUUAGUUUAUUAUAGGUUUGGUUUUGCUGCUCCUUGUGUCUCUUCCAGGAUUGUUCUGCUGUAUUGCAUUGCAUUCAAACGUUUGUUUCUCUCUCCCUCCCCUCCCCCCUCUAAAAUGUAUACAUUUCCUGGCCUUUUGAUACUAUAAAAGAACGUGACAUGCAAAAGUGGUAUUUUUAUUUUUGCUCUGCCCAUGCAUUGUUCUGUUAGUUUACCCAACGGAAGGAACGUAGGUUGUCUGUAGGGCCGAGGGGUGGUCUGAGCUGGUCUGAGCGGUACCAUCAGCCAACAGGGUUGACCUCUGACCUCCUACUCUGUAAGUACAAUACUGUGACUAUAUAUAACAAACCCAGUUAUUUUCUGGCUGUCAAUGUAUUUCUUUGACUGAUGAUUACAAAACUUAUUGUUUCUGUCAAAUUGCAUAUUUUUUUUCCUUAAAAAAAAAUACUGGGUAAGUAUCAAAAGUUAUGAUAAAGUACAGUAUCUUGGAAUUGUCAUUUAGAAAUUAUAACCAUUUAACCAUUUGGACAUAGAUUACAUAGAAUAUUGCAUUGUAGUUCAAUCUAGGCUCUGUUUUUUUUAGGUAGGAACGUGUUCUGUCAUAAUACCAGUUGGACUGUUCUGUUGGAACUCUGAACUGAAGGUUCUGUUCCUUGCGAUGCAGAAUGCUUUGCGCAGUGGUUCAUUUAGGAAUGUUAGAAAUCGUUAACGUGAUUUUUAAAAUAUUUUUAGAUAACAAUCCGUUUUAUUUUUUUCAAGUGCCAUUGCUUAGCCAGAACAGAGAUGUAAUUAUGAAUUUAUUUCAUCAAUAUUUGAAAAAGCAAUGCCAUUUGAUAAGUCUCAAGAAUUGAGUUACUAUUAGAGAUGCAUAUAUAUUUUUCACUGCAGUAAUGGUGUGAUUCAGUCUGAAAUGUUCUAGCUCCCCCCCCCCAUAGUAGCAUUUUGAAGUUGUUUCUAUGCUGUUUAUUGAUGUCUCCAGCAUGUUGGCUUGUCAUUCAGUAGAAUGUUCUACAAGUGCUUCUGAUUUCUGAGUGAUACAGUUAUUCCAUGGACGUUUCCCAUUCUAUUGCUAUUGAGUACUGUUCUGAAACAAAACCUAUAAGGCUGUUUUGAACUGAAAUGAGUGGCAAACGGUGCAAAUAUCAUAUGUGUGAUCUUUGCAGUAUCACUGUCAUCCCAGACCUCGAUCCCCUUAGGUUCUGCUGCGGUCACACAGGUAAGCGACCCUAAGGAAAACAGCUGUGUUCUGACCUAUCAUAUACAGGAUAUAUAUUUACACCCAGAUGGGGAUCCGUUUUAUACUCACUUGAAUUUGCCUGAUUUUAUAUUUCUGCUUACCUGUGCUGUGUAGUAACACUAGCUGUGCUCCUGAUAUUGAGUCAUGUCCAGGUAGGAUUCGUAGUGAUAUCAACAGCUGUUUUUUGUUUGUUCAUAGAGUAUAUUGAUGAUAGUGCUGUGAUUUGAUGGUGAUGAAUGAUUUGCAUGGUUUCAACAUGAGUCGUAUGGUUUGUUAAGGAGCGGCAACGUUUUUUUCCUCCUAGGCCAAUUGCAAUGUGGUUUGAUGGCUUUUCCCACCUGACUUAUCGUAGUACAAUUUUGCAACAAAAAAAAAGGCGUUCUCUCUACAUGCUGUUUUAAGUUCUCAUUUUCUGAGGUCAUUUUGUUAUCAUGAGGCAUAUUAUAACUCAUAACUUGGUAAGUCUCUGCAGUGUGAUCUUUGAUGCAUAGAGCUCGAGCCCUGUACUUUUACAUUACUAUAAAACUGCAAACAGGCAACUCGGUCUGUCAUAAAGCCAGCCCUAUGUGCAUAUAUAUAUAUGCGUACGUAUUAGUAAGUCUACAAACGUCUAUGAAAGUACACCUGCAUAUGAUGCUCAAUGCUGUUCAACUGACUCAUUGGUGUUGACUGAAAGCUGUAAACUUGAAUAUGCAUUCUAUAUUGCCGCUGCCACAGUGCUGUAAUGGUAUUCUCAUAAAACCCUGCUGCCUGCCUCCUUCCACCUCUCACUCAGAUGCUGUUGGAAGCCAGAGAAGGUUCUAGAAGCCAGCGUAGGUUCUAGAUUCAGGAACAGGAACCUGUAAGUUUGUCCCUACCGUAAAGGAGACUACUCUGAGAGGCAUCCUUUGAGGCUGAUGAUCAAGGUGUAGGUGACCAUUCGAGAGCGAGUUCCAGAUAAGGUAAACAAAGCAAUGAAAUACAGAAUUGUGUGAUUUGCUCAAGUUUACCAUGCUGUUUGCUAGUUAGGGCUGUAUUUUUAGUCCAGGUUUCCCCUCGUCUCGUUUAAAAAAAAAAAGGUAACAUGUCGUAGAAUUAUUGCAAGUUGUCUAAAUGAACUGAUGUCUAGUGUUUCUCCACAUGUUUUCAUGAUGAUUCUAUUGAAUGCCUUCCUUUGCCUGCUCACCCGCUGGGUUGUGUCCCAAAUAGAACCCUAUUCCAUACAGUGCCCUGUAGGCUCUGGUCUAAAGUAGUGUACUAGAAAUGCCAUGGGGUUCCAUUUGGGAUGUAGCCACUGUCAUAACUAGGCCUUGUUGCAUAGUUGAAGUCACCAAUGCUUGUCAUCAGGAUUCUGAAGUGUCCCCCAUUUUUGGUUGCAAAUGCUCCUAGAUAUUUUGUUGUGCGACGUGACUGGUUUUAUUUUGGGUGCACCAGUGUGACCAGGUAAAUAAUCGCCCAGAUAAUACUGGUCAUUUUUUUAUUUGACCUCUUAUUUAAGUAGGCAAGUAAGUUAAGAACAAAUAUAUAUAUAUAUACAUACAGUGACGGUGUAACCCAAUUUUUCUGCGCCCUAUGGGACUCCCAAUCACGGCAGGUUGUGGUACACCCUGGAAACGAACCAGGGUCUGUAGUGACGAGAUGCAGUGCCUUAGGCCGCUGCGCCCCUCGGAAGCUCUAAACUGGCCAGUUGUUUCAGACUGCCCUGGAGGAGAAAGCGAGCGCAGAUUCAUACCAUCUAAAGCCUACGUGUAAAGAUUAUUAAAGAAUACAUCAGUAAUUUCUAUUUCUUGCAAAUUUCUGACGACCUAACGGCUGUCGGCUGCUUUGUGUAGCCAGGUAGAUGCCCAAAUAGUAAUUUCUACAUUUUCCAAUAACUUUACAAAUUAGAUGUUAACUGCAACGUAGGCUUAACUGGCAUCGUGAUAUAAUGUCAGGGUCUUUUGUUUUGCGAACAGGUGCGCAAUUGAAAUUAUUAAGGGAAACUAUACAUAUUUUCUUCCCCAGACUACUUAAGUGGGCUGCUGAUCUAGUGUAAGCAUCGCUGUGGACUUAGAAUAUCCUAUUUAUUUUUGUGAUUGAGUGAACCUUAUCAAAUAAGAAGGGGAGGGGAGGGGGAUCCCACACAAGAGGUAAAGAUUUUGGUGUCAUGGCAAAUGUAUUGGCUAGUAAAAAAUAAAAACAGCUGUUUUUUUUUUUUUGGGGUGAAUAACUUUUUUAGGCCCUGUUCAUAAACCGGGUCGUUCCAAAGGUGCUCGCUGGCGUUUUUAAAAAUAUUUUUUUAUUUGUAUUUUUGUUUAGUCAUGUUACCUCAACCUAGCUAGCAAACAACCUGGUUACUUUACCAGUAUAUCAAACAUCUGGGGGCACAGAGGGACAGGAAGGGUUAGCUUCUUCAGGAGAUCAUUGAAUGAAUGAGUGACUUGCAUGUCUCAUCACGAACUUGAUGCUCUUAAAGAGACGGUGUAGAAUUUAAUCAUCUCAAUAGGUAGUGCUUUUUUGACACAAUGUCGAAACCUAGUAUUCCAUAAAUGACUAAUCAAUGGAAGGUUUUUCAAUCAACAUUUUCUUUCUACAGGGUUUAAUAUUAGUUUCUAGAGCUCAACAAUGUGCUUCAAAAGUAGCUUAAAUGAAUUUAAAGCCCAUUAUGCUUCCUCAAACAAAAAAAUACAAAUAUUCUGGUGUGCCUAGAUCAUUUUAAGUUAGGAGCACCAGUGCUACCACUGUUAAUUUAAACCCCAGCUAGAGAGAGUUAGAUGAGAUGUAACCAGGAAUUGCUGCUGUUGUGUUUUUCAACCAUUAUGGCAGGAAAUUGUAGUUGGCUAUUCUAGUUUUCACUUCAUUCAUGAGAACCCACAUACCUCUGCUAGUGAUUUUGCUAUUCAUGUUUUUUUCAUAAAUUAGUGUAAUCUGUGUGUUAGAUGCUCUAUCAUUUCUGAAUAAAGUGUUUCAAGGAGUUUGGGGGCUAGGUGUCGUCUAGAAGACUAAAUCAGAAGGGAGAAAUAUGGAGCAUGCCUUAGAGGUAAACAAAUUGAAACAUGUUUCUUGUGAUGCCUUAAUAUUAUCCAAUGUAUCUUUUUUUGGUUUUGUUUCCUGUCUUUAUGAAAUGACUGUUCUGCAUCUUUGUUGCCCUGUCCAGUAAUAAAGUUGUAACAUUUA